AUGAGUCAAAAAUCAGUGACGUCAUUAACCUCGUUGGACUCCGGAGUCCGACCGGCACCCAGCGGGGCUGCCUAUGUCGCUGAGAGGAACACAUGUCUCAACUUGUUCUCGAGAUGGAACGAAACAGAUCAGGUGGAGUUUGUGGAACAGUUGCUGGCUCGUAUGUGUCACUACCAGCAUGGACACAUCAACGCCUACCUCAAGCCGAUGCUGCAGAGAGACUUCAUCAGUAUGCUGCCGAAGAAAGGUUUGGACCAUGUAGCUGAGAAUAUUCUGUCAUAUCUGGACGCCGGGUCGCUCUGCGCGGCUGAACUAGUAUGUAGGGAGUGGCAGAGAGUCAUCUCUGAAGGGAUGCUGUGGAAAAAACUGGUUGAGAGGAAAGUCAGGACGGACUCGUUGUGGAGGGGGCUCGCUGAUAGGAGGGGAUGGAUAAUGUACCUGUUUAAACCCAAGCCUGGCUGUCAGCAUCCUUCUCAUUCCUUUUACCGUCAAUUGUAUCCCAAGAUCAUUCAAGAUAUUCAGUCCAUAGAGGAUAAUUGGAGAAUGGGACGGCAUAACUUACAGAGGAUAAACUGCAGAUCGGAGAAUUCUAAAGGUGUAUACUGCUUGCAAUAUGAUGACAACAAGAUAGUCUCCGGCUUGAGAGACAACACCAUCAAGAUAUGGGAUAGAAAAACGUUGCAAUGUGUUAAGGAGCUGCAAGGUCAUACUGGUUCGGUCCUAUGUUUGCAAUAUGAUGAGCGAGCUAUUAUAUCUGGGUCUUCGGACAGCACAGUUCGAGUGUGGGAUGUUAAUACUGGGGCCAUGCUCAAUACACUGAUACAUCAUUGUGAAGCUGUACUGCAUCUGAGGUUCUGUAAUGGAAUGAUGGUCACUUGUAGUAAGGAUAGAUCGAUAGCUGUAUGGGACAUGUCUUCAACCACGGAGAUCAUGCUGCGACGUGUACUAGUAGGUCAUCGGGCAGCGGUCAACGUGGUGGACUUUGAUGAGAAAUAUAUAGUCAGUGCCAGCGGUGAUAGGACUAUCAAGGUCUGGAAUACAUCAUCAUGUGAGUUUGUCCGGACAUUGAACGGCCACAAGCGUGGUAUAGCCUGCCUCCAGUACAGAGAUAGACUGGUUGUUUCUGGCUCCUCGGACAAUACAAUCAGACUUUGGGAUAUAGAGUGCGGACAGUGUAUACGAGUGUUGGAGGGACACGAGGAACUUGUACGGUGUAUACGGUUCGACAACAAGCGUAUUGUGAGCGGGGCCUAUGAUGGGAAGAUCAAAGUGUGGGACUUGAGAGCAGCCCUCGACGUUAGAACACCUCACCAGGACCUGUGUCUACGAACACUAGUGGAGCACACAGGCAGAGUGUUCCGACUGCAGUUUGAUGAAUUUCAAAUAGUGUCUUCGUCACACGAUGAUACAAUUCUUGUGUGGGACUUCCUGAACUACGGUGGGGCUUCGCCCGCCGCGCCUCCGCCCCGUAGGGCUUCACCCGAACACGACAGGGCCUUCUAUGACUAG
Molecule: messenger RNA, 1509 nt
Organism: Danaus chrysippus (African queen)
Lineage: Eukaryota; Metazoa; Arthropoda; Insecta; Lepidoptera; Nymphalidae
Source: the annotation of a GenBank genome assembly